This is a messenger RNA of Salvelinus fontinalis (brook trout), 6739 nucleotides long. Its product is annotated as homeobox protein Nkx-2.5-like. Gene Ontology annotation, cellular component: nucleus. Lineage: Eukaryota; Metazoa; Chordata; Actinopteri; Salmoniformes; Salmonidae. The transcript has 2 exons. Bases 5235 to 6257 code for a protein of 340 amino acids. Gene Ontology annotation, molecular function: DNA-binding transcription factor activity, RNA polymerase II-specific; RNA polymerase II cis-regulatory region sequence-specific DNA binding. The record is from RefSeq and is a predicted model, not a curated record. Gene Ontology annotation, biological process: regulation of transcription by RNA polymerase II; cell differentiation.
UGUGUGUGUGUGUGUGUGUGUGUAGGUGUUAGCCUUCUUAUGUCAGAGAGAACAGGCGCUAACAUGUGGAAGUUGGUCAGGCGGGAUGAAUGGCGCUUCAUCAAACCUUGUUGAGCUACAUGUAACUCUAUAUUUUAUGAAUGUAAUUAUGUCUGUGUAAUUAUCUUAAUUAUGUCUGUGUAAUUAUCUUAAUUAUGUCUGUGUAAUUAUCUUAUGGAGAGACAGUGAGACACCUACUUUAGUCCUUCGUGAGUUGAUGUGAAUUAGCGCUACUAGCUACAUUGCAAAUGAAAUAAAUGUUCUUGCACUGUUUUCUGCUCCCCAGUGUGAUAUGAUAUUUGUUCUGACUUUAUUUCAUUACAUUUUUUAUACAGCUCCUGUGCUUCAUUUGGAGGAACAUCUCUUGAAGAUGUUUAAUUGUUCUGCUGACUACCCUGUCUGUCUUUUAAGUGUUUCUUGGGCUGAAGAUUGAGACAUAGGAAACCUUGGGCUUGAGGUCCAUCCUUAUAGGCAUAUGUCUUUACCUCUCGGCUCUGUCUUGCCCUGACCUCCCAGCCUGACCUCCACCUAUCCGAAUCAUGAUUGAGAUGUUGUAUCGGCGUGUCAAUGUCACAUCCACCUCAGGUCGCCUCCCGGACACCAUGGCGGGUCCUCCUGGGGUUUGUUAGAGACCGGAAACAGGCUCUUCCGCCCCGUAAACACGGAGCUGAGCUCGGGACAGCGGCAGGGCUGAGGUAGCACGCAAGGAGCACUGAUAACGUUAAUUAACAGCUAUUCCCUUCUCUCUGGGAAAGCUACGUUCCUAGCGGGGGCGGUGGCCCCUAUGUGACCAGUGUGUAAAUGUCUUAGUUUAUAGUUUAUUAAUGCCUUAGUCUGUUUUCUUUGACAGAUUUAUGUCUAAAUCAUGACCCAUUGGCGCUGCCAGGACGCACGUGAUGAAUCGAGCUUUGCGUAUCUGUUGAAGUUUAAUUUCGAUUUAUAGGUCUAUUAUUGCAGUCAUUACAAUGAUAUCUGUAAAUACAAUUCACGUUGAAGUUUAAUGUCGUUUAAGUUUUAUUUCGAUGUAUAUUAUGGAGUCAUUUUGCCAAUGAUACUCUAUCUUUAUAUAUAUAUAUAUAUAAAUAGAGAGAGAGAGAGAGAGAGAUGUUUAUUAAGAAUAGUACUAGGCUAAAUGUUGUAAGGACGAAAUGAAUUGGCCUCUUCAGAACACUUUCAAUUAUCUCAUUAUUAUAACCCCAUUCAUCCCCGUGUUUGUUUUUACAAAGCUGAAAAGUGGAUAAUUACAAUGGAAGGACGUGCGUAUUGGAUGAAAUAUAAAUCAAACUGUUAGCUAUUUGCACGUAUGACUGUAAUAGGCUUUUGGAUAAAAGCGUCUGCUAAAUGCCAUUCUUUCUUCAGUCUUUCUAAACGUUACAUUAGCUGUGGUGUUUUCUGUAGGCUAAUGCUUUAGGCCUAAUGUUGCUCGAUUGUCGCUAAAUGCCAUUCUUUCUUCAGUCUUUCUAAACGUUACAUUAGCUGUGGUGUUUUCUGUAGGCUAAUGCUUUAGGCCUAAUGUUGCUCGAUUGUUUGUUUUUAACUUAAUUAUGCCGUAUCUCGACCUGCGUUGUGUGUGUGUGUGUAUGUUGUGUGUGUGUGUGUGUGUGUGUGUGUGUGUGUAUGUGUACGUGUGUGUGCGCGCGCGCGUGCGUCGGUGCUAAUAACACCAUUAGCAAGGUGCAUUAGUGAUCCCUGACGCUUAGUUGACCAGGGAGGGCAGAGGCCGCGAGGUUUCUCUGAUUGACACGAUAAUAGCUGUUAAACACAAACUUAAACAACAUUAACUCGACAAAACGCGAUAGAAGGACAUCAAAACUAGUAUAAUUAACCUAAAAAUCGCACAUUAUAGAAAUGGGACUCGUUUUUGCCCUAUAGGUCAAUGCAAAUUAAUAUUUGUGUAACUCUUAUGCUAUUCUAUUAGGCUAUUUAAAUAACAUUAUUGCUUGGUGGUAUGAUGAGGUAUAGAGAUAUAAACCUAAAAUAAGUAACCGACUUUACAGUCAAACCAUACCGCCUAGGAUCCUGAUGUCAGCAGUGGUGAGAUAGGCCUAUCUCAUGAUGAAGUAGAAAUAUCUCUAGCAACCAUGUCUGCCUGCCUCGCACUAUUGAACACACGUCGUCAGAGCGUAUUUAGGCCCGGAGAAAGGAAAAUACUCGACAUUAUCUCUCCCAUAACAGUUCACACAUAUUAUCACAAACGUUAUUUUGCCAUGGCUUGUAAAAGUGAAGUAUUACAAUUGUAAAUAAACAGACGGGUGUAAACCUUUGGCUCACCCGGUCGUGUUUUGGGAGUCAAUAAAUCCACCUAAAUGCAUGUGUAGGCUACAUUUAUGCGUCCCUAAAGUAGGCUAGGUUAAAAUACCAUAAACAACCUCUGUUUCAGUCAGAUUGCUCCACAUUAUCCUUGCGGCGUAACCACAUUGCAGUUAGCCAAUAUAGGCUAAUACAAGCAACUAAAACCGUAAAGGAGGACUUUGUUUUGGGAAAUACAAGUGCACGGAUGGUGUUUAUUGCCUUCCCCUUCCCCUCCCCCUCUCUCCCCUUGUACUCUCUUCCCGUCUUUCCCGUCUCCAUCUCUCAAAUGGGCAGUUUUAAAGACAUACAUCUUGAGUGGCUGGGGGAGACGCUCCUCUAAUCUAAACAGCACUCUGCUGAUGGCGAGCGGAUGGGAUUAUUAUUGUCUUUCUCUCCCCCUUUCUCCGCAUGGUUUAGGCGCUACCGGGGCUUUUGUCCCUGGCGCCUGUCCUGGCCACUGUAGACAGGCGACGAGAGGAGAGGAGAGGUGUAGCAUUACAACUAAUACAACAUCUCUGAUUUGCUCUCUGGAACUACGAUGACGUUUGCUCGCAGACAGUGGGACAGAUAUUACUGAGAAGACAUAUAAUACACCAAUACAGUGUGUGUAUGUGUGUGUGUGUGUGUGUUCCACUGUAUUGUAUCAUCGUCCAUGUAUGGGUCUAAUUGUUUAUGUUGUCCAGUCUAGGCCCCUCUCCUGCAUCUGUCUUGAGACUAAGACGUAUAUGGUCCAAAUGAGAGGACCAAGGCAUUCAGAAAAGUUAAUAAUAUUGCAAAGUUAUAAAACAUCUCAACACAAAUAGUCUCAGUGUGCUCUGUUUCCUGUCUGUCCUCGGCGAGAGGCGAGUGGACUCAGCAGACCCAGUGGAUAAUAUAGGGUGACAAACUGUCAGGUCUGGAUCCUGUCCACAUACACAUGCAGCCAAAAUCUACAUAAUAAACUGCGUGUUUUACUUUCAGUCGUGAACCAAUCAACUAGGCCAAAAACAUAUAGUCAAAACAUUAUUAAAAACAAAUAUUAAAGCCUUUAAUAUAGCCUUCAAUAUAGCCUUUAAAAUAGCCUUUAAUAUAGUCUUUAAUAUAGCCUUUAAUAUAGUCUUUAACAGAGUCUUUAAUAUAGUCUUUAAUAUAGUCUUUAAUAUAGUCUUUAAUAUAGUCUUUAAUAUAGUCUUUAAUAUAGUCUUUAAUAUAGCCUUUAAUAUAGCCUUUAAUAUAGCCUUCAAUAUAGCCUUCAAUAUAGCCUUCAAUAUAGCCUUUAAUAUAGUCUUUAAUAUAGUCUUUAAAAUAGUCAAAUCUGACUAUUUAGAGUUGUUGGUUGACUGCAGACAUCUUGGACUUGGUCACAUAAUUGUAUAGGCUAGCUAUAUCCACAUUGGUAAGUGAAAUUGUUCCAAUUUAGAUUAGCCAAUAUGUAAAAAAAAAACUUCAGAGCUAUAUGUUUGACUUCAUCAAUUCAAACGAGAAAUGAAUUACUCACACAAGCAUGCAAAAUGACAGACUGCGAAAUAACAGCGUAAAUGCCUUUAGGCCUAAUUGUAGUCCUAAUAUUAUUAUUCAUAAGUAUGCCUAUUAUUAUAAUUUGGAUCAAUUUAAUAUACAUAGAAUCUAUAGGCUACGUUUGAUUAUCAUAUUUUCAACACAAUUCUAUGAAAUAAAAUAUGGAAAUGUUUCUUCCAACUCUAAGCGCCGAUAUGAUGCAAACUAAAAUGUGUUUGAGUUAAUGCGGCGCUUUACAGUUUGCCAGGAUUCCCUUGUAAGUCUUUAUUUAUUUGUUGUCUUAAAGUAUGGAGAAAAUAUCAGUAUUUUGUUUUUCAAAAAUACGAGGUGCCCACCCCCCCAACCCCCCCAUUGGAUUAUUAUCCAAUCCGCGGUGUGUGGAAAGAGGAAAAUGAGAUUUGUAUUAUCUAAGAGUUUGUGAUGAUGGGAAGAGUAGCCUUGAGAGAGAUAAAGAGUGCGCUUAAAUCGGAAACAAGACUGAUAGCAACAGAUAAUGAAUGUGUCGUUAAUAAGCUGUCGUUAAUAACCUAUCCGUAUUCCUCUAUCCGUAUUCCUCUUAUCAGCAGAUACGUUUUAUUAGCCUAUUAAAACAGUCAAAAAGAAACACUCAACCGUGCAGGCCUGCACACACACUGACUCAACUUUCUCUCUCAAGACACACAUUCUUCUUCCAUUUGUAUAAUGAGGACGGCUACAACUAUGUUGAGUUCAUUAUAGUUUCAGACGGUUACUAUUCCAUUUUUACAUAAUUCAAUGUGGACUAUAUGUAAACCAUGAUAAAAACAGGUUUCCUACCUGUCCAGAUACUGCAUGGAGCGUUUCUGAGGGCUGAUACCAGAUUCACAUUAUUCUUGCCUAGAUCCUACUUAUUUUAAAUGUCCAAUUAAAAUAACGCGAUGUGUUUAUUUCGGCGUAGGAAUCCUGUAACAUAAUAAAAAAUUUCAAUAGUUGCUACUUGAUAAUCUUCUCUAAACGCUAAAUACAGAGAAUAGCUUGCGCCCUCGCGCCAUGCAGUCACCCAUCCCAUUUUCUCGUGACGUAACGGAGAAAGGAGCGUCUGUCUUGGGUCCGCCAACAAAACAGAAACUGGGUUUAACCAAAUCCCUCAGCUAGCUAAACACACACAGCAGCCGAGGCAGAGAGCACAGAGUAGAGAGAUGAGAGCUGUCACUUCACGAAACAAGCCAGUCCUCCUUCGCAUAACUCCACGAAUAAAAAGCAAGGCGCAGCAAUCCUUAAGGCAACUGUAGGUUUUUUUCUCAGAGACGAAUAGACCCCCUUUUGGAUCCGUUUACCUUCAAUACCGUCUAUCCAAACAAACACCUGCUUGAGGAGUUCUUUAUGCUCGGAUGAGCCACUUCACCAAGGGACUAUAAUUCCUACUUCAUGUGGACGAAUCGGAGCCUAUGAUAAUAAUGCUUCCUAGCCCUGUUAUUUCUGCUUCCACCACGCCGUUCUCAGUCAAGGACAUACUGAAGUUGGAGCUUCAGCAGCAUGCUCAACAACAGCGGCUUGCCUCACACCUUGGGCCGCCCCAUGAGCGCUCUCACCCGGGUCCACAGCGGCACCAAUACAACCUCCAGUCGCCCCCGUCUUGUAUGCUGGCCGGCAGGGACAGCCCCAGCCCCGGGCUCUCGGAAGAAGAGGAGAGGAUGGCCUACCUGAGUAGUCUGACGGUUCAGGAGCGGCUAAUGGAGACGGGUCUAGCAGGGGAGAUAUUCAUUUCCCCGGGGCUGCAGGGACAUUCAGCCGACACCAGCCUGGAGGUUGAGCAAGAGGACAUAGACGCCAAAGCUUGUGGCGCAAUGGGGGUGAGGGCCUGUGAGGAGUCCCCGCAGGCGCACUCGGACUUGGAGAGACUCCCAAAACAGCAGAGGACCCGGCGGAAACCGCGCGUGCUCUUCUCUCAGGCGCAGGUGUUCGAGCUUGAGCGGCGCUUUAAGCAGCAGCGUUACCUAUCCGCCCCCGAGAGGGAACACCUGGCGAACACUUUGAAACUGACCUCCACACAGGUCAAAAUCUGGUUCCAGAACAGGAGGUAUAAGUGUAAACGGCAGCGGCAGGAAAAUACCCUAGAAAUGGCCGGACACCCUCACCAUCUUCCCCCACCUAGGAGAGUGGCAGUCCCGGUGCUGGUGCGGGAUGGGAAGCCCUGCCUGGCUGGAUCUCAGAACUAUAAUACAUCCUACAGUGUUGGAGCGUGCAGCCCCUAUAGUUAUAACGGCUAUCCGGCUUAUUCUUACAAUAAUCCAGUGUAUACUAACACAUACUCAUGCACGUACUCUAGCCUGCCUGCUCUAGCACCCAACUCUACUGCUAACGCUUUUAUGAAUAUGGGUCUGGCGAACCUGGGUGCGUCGCAAUCUCAGGCCCAAACACCACAGGGAACAGGCUGCCAAGGAACUCUGCAGGGCAUUCGGGCCUGGUAGCUGAAUAUGAUGAUCUGCUUGUUGAUUAACAGUUGAUGACGUCGAUCACUAGCCUACAGUAUUUUUGGGAUAAGGGAAACCUGUCUGUGUCCCAUGCAGCGAAAUAGAAGGAUUUCUCAUUGAAAGCUGUCAUAUUGAGACUCGAUCAUCUUGUACGAAUAUAUUAGUUGUUUUCUCAUCAACGCGGCAAAAACAUGUUUUUAAAAGUUGUUGGAUUAUUCCAGAGUCACUGUUGGAUAUAGAUAUAUACUAUGGCAACAUUGCAGACGGAAUAAAACGCGUGCGCAACCGUGCGUAAUAUGGCCUAAAAGCUGUUGGGUGCUUGUGAACCAAGGAUGUGAAUGGCAAACAUUGGCAAUGAUUAUAUCUGAGCUCUUUACAUCAGAAAUAUGACUUUACCAGUAGCCUACUUGGUCUUUACCAGUGAAAACAUUAUUCUUCAACAACAUAAUAGAAACUCCUUAAAUAAAAGAUCGAACAUG